UUCGGUCUGUUUUCAGUAGUCGGAGAGGAAGAAAAAUGGCGGCUGCGACCGAUCAGAAGCGGGACGCCAGCCAUUCGUUUUGAGCUUUCUCACGUAAACCGAGACCGGGGCUUUACGGGACUACUUCUUUGGAAUCUACGCAAAUCAAGCUUUCUGGCGGUACCCGUUUUUCUUGUUUCUGUGAAGGCUAAAUAAACGCAGAAAUUGAAAUUGAAAAUAAUAGCUUUUAUAUAUAAUGAGGGGGAAAAGAGGCAGGCCGCCCAAAACCCUGCGGAUGCAGGAGCCUUCAUCCGAGCCGGAGCGUGGCUUGAGACCCAGGAGGGAGUUGAGGGCAAAGGGGAGAGGUAGUGCCGAGGUCGAUUUUGAGAGUCCCAAGAGGGGAAAUAACUCUUCAUCUAGGGGCAGGAGGAAAGUGGGAUCAUCUCGCGGUAGGGGAAGAGGCAGAGGUUGUGGUGGCAGAGGUACUAGGGGCAGACGGUCAAUCGCUAGAUCUGUGGUUUAUGAUGAUCAUGAAAGUGAUGAAGAUGAUGAUGCUGUGAGUUUGAGAUCUGAGGAGGACGAGUUGAUAGAGGAAGAGACGAUAACAGACGAGGAAGAAGAGGCCCUCAACGUGGAGUCAGACCCGCUUGAGGAAAUACUCGAGGAGGAUGAUGAUGAUGCCAGCUACUGUACUGAAAGCAGCUUUCUGAGUCAGAGCACUCAUGGCAGCACUCCGGGGCGGAAGAGGACGCGGGUGCACUGCCCUCGCUCGCCCAUCUUUGAGGAAAAGGAGAUCCCUCCUCUGGAGCUGCCCAGAACCUCUGAGGACCUCAUGGUGCCCAGCGAGGAACUGCUCAACGUGUCCUCCAUCUACGAGGUCCUGCGCAACUUCAGCACGGUGCUGCGGCUCUCUCCCUUCCGCUUUGAGGACUUCUGUGCUGCGCUGGUAGGCCAGGAGCAGUGCACACUGAUGGCAGAGACCCACACAGCUCUGCUGAAGGCCAUCCUGCGUGAGGAGGACACCUCCAACACCACGUUCGGUCCUGCUGACCUCAAGGACAGCGUCAACUCCACCCUCUACUUCAUUGAUGGUAUGACGUGGCCCGAGGUGGUCCGUGCCUACUGCGAGAGCGACCAGGAGUACCACCAUGUCCUGCCCUACCAGGAGGUGGAGGACUACCCCUACGGCCCUCUGGACAGUAAGAUCAAGGUGCUGCAGUUCUUGGUGGAUCAGUUCCUCACCACCAACAUCGCCCGCGAGGAGUUGAUGUCAGAGGGGGUGGUGCAGUAUGAUGACCACUGCAGGGUGUGCCACAGGUUGGGGGACCUGUUGUGCUGUGAGACCUGCUCUGCCGUCUACCACCUGGAGUGUGUGAAGCCGCCGCUGGUAGAGGUGCCGGAGGACGAAUGGCAGUGUGAGAUCUGCGUGGCACACAAGGUGCCCGGGGUCACAGACUGUGUGACAGAGAUGCAGAAGAGCAAACCCUACAUCCGCCAGGAGCCCAUCGGCUACGACCGCCACCGGAGGCAAUACUGGUUCCUAAACCGGAGGAUAAUUGUUGAGGAGGACGGGGAGCAUGAGAAGAAGAAGAUCUGGUACUACAGCACAAAGGUCCAGCUGGGAGAGCUCAUAGAGUGUCUAGACAAGGAGUACUGGGAAAACGACCUGUGUGCCGUCCUCGAGGAGAUGAGCGAGGAGGUGCACACUCACAUGGACAUCACUGAGGACCUCACCAACAAGGCCCGCGGCAACAACAAGGCCUUCCUCACGGCAGCCAACGAUGAGAUCCUGGAACGUGUGCAGGGCAGGCAGGAACGGCGAGCAGUGGAGCAGGCAGAGAAGGCCCCUACAGACACCACCAAGAUAGAGGAAGAGACACCCACACACUGCUCUCCACUACCAGACCACAGAGAGCUCCAAGACCCUGAGUCUAAAGAGGAGGCAAGCUCACAAGCAGCUGCAGCUCCCCCUGCUGGAGAGGAGAACACCACCGUCCACCCCCCUAAGUCUGCCUCGUCCACCCAGGACGGCACUCUCCCUAAACCUGAACCCCCUAAGCCUGCUGAGGUGUCCUGUCCGGCUGCCUCUGAGAGCAGGGAGAGUGGGGAGGCCUCCAUGGAGCCUGAGCAGGAGAGGCCAGAUGAUAAGCCUGUAGACUCAGAGUCCCAUGGAGAGGAGGACCCCUCUGCCCAGUGCCAGCCUACUCCCCCACCACCACACCCUGGAGACGAGAACAGCAACAGCAGCCACGUCUCAGCGCCUGGGGUCCUCAGGAGGCCUGAAGAGCCAAACCUCGCUGACAGGUCCUCUCAGUCCUCCAUCACCAGCCAGGACGACACGGGUGAAGGCAAGGAGAGUGUGAAUGGGGAGGGGUCAGCGUCUGGACGGACUAACAAUCGCAUUGUGACUCGUCUGCGUAACCCCGACAGCAAGCUGAGCCAGCAAAAGACCCAGGGAGAUGGCAGCCCUACACCCAGGGACAGCAAGGAGACAUCUCCUCCCAGCUCUGAGAGUGAAGUGGCUCGUCUGGGUACUGUGAGGAAAGAAUUGACGGUGAAGGGCAACCUGAACAACUUCUUCAAGCUGGGCCAGGAGGGCAAGUUCCGAGUCUACCACAACCAGUUCAGCACCAACACACUGGGCCUCAACAAGCACCAGCAUCGUGAGGACCACGACAAGCGCCGCCACCUGUCCCAUAAGUUCAGCCUAACCCCCGCCGGGGAUUUCAAGUGGAACGGCUCCAUCCACGGCUCCAAGGUGUUGACCAUCUCCACCCUGCGGCUCACCAUCAUCCAGCUGGAGACCAAUGUCCCCGCCCCCUUCCUGCACCCAAACUGGGCCUCGCACAGGACAAACUGGAUUAAAGCGGUGCAGAUGUGCAGUAAGGCUCGGGAGUUUGCCUUGGCGCUGGCCAUCAUGGAGUGUGCCAUCAAACCAGUGGUCAUGCUGCCUGUCUGGAAAGAUGCGCUUGGACACACCAGGCUCCAUCGCAUGACCUCCAUGGAGCGGGAGGAGAAAGAGAAGGGGAAAAAGAGAGAGAAAAAACUGGAGGAUGAGGAGACUAUGCAGCAGGCCACCUGGGUGAAGUACACCAUCCCCAUCAAACACCAGGUGUGGAAGCAGAAGGGGGAGGAGUACAGAGUCACUGGGUACGGGGGCUGGAGCUGGGUCAGUAAGACUCACGUCCAUCGCUUUGUUCCCAGGCUACCAGGGAACACCAACGUCAACUACCGCAAAGCACUAGAAGCCGCUAAAACUGGCAAAGAAAAUGCUACAUCCUGCCCGAACAAACAAAAAUGUUUGCCCAAAGCACCAACAAGCUCGGAAACCCAGGCAAAAGAAGAGUCUACUCCAAUUACUGAAGAAAAAUACAAGGAGGAAACCUCCACCAUGGAGUCAUCUGAGAGCACUUCACCAGGAGAGGGGCAAACUCUGAAAGAGAAGGAAGAGAAAAAUAUCACAGAGAAGGUGGAGAAGAAGAAAGAUGAUCAGGUAGAGGAGAAGACUGAGGACAAGAUGGAUGUUGACCCCAGUCCACCAGACACCUGUCUCAGUGAGGAAAAAGGUAUAGUGGACCGCAAAUGCCCCUCGUCACUGACGGACCCUGCUGUGAAGGAGGAGCCCGGGGAGGAAGAAGAACCUAGGCAGGAGGACUCUGAGGCCAAGCCACCUGUCCGCCCCUUCAACUGGGAUGUGGUGAACGUCAGCGAGGGCUUCCAGCUCCGUACGGCCUACAAGAAGAAGGUGAAGACGUCCAAGCUCGACGGGCUGCUGGAGCGCAGAGUGAAACAGUUCACCCUGGAGGAGAAGCAGAGGCUAGAGCGCCUCAAACAGCAGUCAGCCCUGGCCAAACACACAGUCUCCAAGGAGAAAGUUAAUACAGGGACUCCCACCACCAUCAAGGCUUCUACAGCAGACAAGUUAGCAGUGACACCGUGCACUAGUCUGAAAGCUGAGGAACAAGCAGUAGUUAAAGACACAAUUGUUAAAAGGCUUGACUUUGACCAGGAGCAGCCAGUGAAAUCCCAGCCCUCAGGAGAGACAGAUAAUCUGGACGUUAGAUUAGGCUCCACCUGUAAACCCCAGGCAGCAGGAGCCACAGGCCCCAACCUCAACACCACAGGGUUGGCCAACCAUGAGAGCAGCGUUCAGGGCCAUGGUGGGGAUGCGAUAUCUCAAACGGAGCUGAAUGGAGGCUCCCAGAAAAGCAUAGACCUCAACAACAAAGUCAAUUUGACAUCUCUAGAACCGGCUUUAGGUGUGGCCAAACCUCCCAGAGCAGAAGUGACGAUAGCAGGAGAAAACGGUAGGAAGCAUGGUUAUGAGGAGACAGAGCAAGGUAAUGGACAGAGGGAGAUAGAAAGCAUGGACGUAGACCAAAGCAAACCACAUUUAGUGCAGGUGAACGGGAAAGACGCUGUUGACACCAAGGCUCCUGUAGACUCAAAGAUGCACUUAGACCUGGCCAACAAAGUGGACACCAAGGUCAUGCUCCAGACGUUAGAGGGUGAGAUCAAAACACUACCAGUGAAGGAGCCUGUAAAAUCCAUUAUGAACGGUACUCUCUCUCAGGACGGGUUAAAGGUCAACAACACUGUGUUAGCCACCAGCCCAGCCUUGGCGGACGUAGAGAGAAAGUCAGGCUCGGACACCACAACCUAUCUGCCACCUCAGAAGGUUGCCAGACUGGAGAAUAAUGGUGACAGGGUGGCAGACUCCGUCACGUCGUCACUGUUAGGGCCGCCCACUGGUGUUCCAACGGUAAGCAACAGCACCAAGUCUGAGCCAAUGGAGAUUGGGCAGACGGCAUCCAAUAAGAUCACCCCGUUUCCUAUCCCCACUGCAGAAGAGUCCAGCUUGAGUAACAACACCACAGAGAACAGCAGUAGCAGUACUGGGGUGCUGAAGACCAUCACCCAAGUCACCACAACCACUACUACCACCAUGUCAACAGAGUCUCGCACAGUGCAGAUAGCUGAGGUCUCCAGCAGCACAAAGCCUGCAGUGAUGCCUACUGCAGAGACCAGUGCUGUGUCCACCCUCACCACCAUGACCAAGACCACCGUCACCAGGGUCAGCUCCCCGGCCCUCGGGGCCGCCGUCUCCGAGGAGACCAAGACUGUUGUCACUGCAACGUUGACAGAUGUCAAAUCUGGCCCCUCAGGCUCUUCAGUCACCUCCAUGACAGUCAGUAAGGAAUACUCCACCAGAGACCGUGUCCGGCUGCUAAAGUUCUCCCGCUCCAAGAAGACCCGCUCUGGUACCGCCCUCCCCUCCUACCGCAAGUUUGUCACCAAGAGUAGCAAGAAGAGCAUCUUUGUACUGCCUAAUGAUGACCUGAAGAAGCUGGCGAGGAGAGGGGGCAUCAGAGAGGUACCCAUCUUCAACUACAACGCCAAGCCAGCCCUGGACAUCUGGCCCUAUCCCUCCCCCAGACCCACCUUUGGAAUCACGUGGAGAUACCGUCUCCAGACUGUGAAGUCUCUGGCGGGGGUCAGUCUGAUGCUGCGGCUGCUCUGGGCCUGCCUGAGGUGGGAUGACAUGGCUGUCAAGCCCUCCCCUGCUGUAGGAACCACCCGCACAGAAUCCUCGGAGACGGCGAUCACCACAACAGAGAUCAUCAAGCGGCGAGAUGUGGGGCCGCACGGCAUCCGGUCUGAAUACUGCAUCAGGAAGAUCAUCUGCCCCAUUGGCGUUACCGAAGCUCCCAAAGAAACUCCCACUCCCCAGAGGAAAGGUCUGCGCUCCAGCGCUCUGAGGCCAAAGAAGCCUGAGCCGGCCAAGCAGACUGGGCCCAUCGUCUUAGAGACGUGGGUGGCCGAGGAGGAGCUGGAGAUCUGGGAGAUCAGAGCCUUUUCAGAAAGGGUAGAGAGGGAGAAGGCCCAGGCUGCAGACCAGGCUAAGGUUAGUAGAACGCUGAAGACAGCAGAGGAGGCCAAGGCCCAAUUGGAGGCUCAGCUGAAGCACCAGAGAUUGGCUGCUCAGCAGAAACGGUUGGAGCAACAGAAGCCUGGCGCCACCACCACCACCUCCACCCCCACCAGCACCCCUACAACCUCAACCUCUGGCACUCCGGCAUCCCUGACCAGCCAGGUCACCCCGGGGACUAAACUGGUCCUGGCCACCAAGCUGGGGACACCUGUCACAUUCCAGCAGAACAAGAACUUCCAUCAGUCUUUUGCUUCCUGGGUCAAGCAGGGCCAGGGUAGUCCAGCCUCUACCUGCUCACGGGCCACCGUGCCCAACAGCAUGGUCACCACCUCUGGACAAACGUUCCAGAUCUCUGCCAGCCCGGUGACCAUGGCUGGCCAGGUCAUCACCGCCAAGCUACCCAUCCCAGCCAACAGCAAGAUUGUUACGGUCAACAUGCCAACCACACAAGGAGGUAUGGUGCAAGUCCAGCAGAAUGUCCUGGGCAUUAUUCCAUCCAGUACCCCAGGCAACCAGCGGACCUACUCCUCAUUCCAGAACCGCAACGCCACCAUCAACAUCAGACCCAACACCUCCACCUCAACCACCACUCAGCCGGUCAUUGCCACCGGAGCCCAGAUCCGUCCAGGUAUGUCGGUGAUCCGAUCGCCCCUGCAGCAGGGCACCACCAUGGGCAAAACCAUCAUCAGAACCCCCUUGAUGAUGCAACAAGGUAUUCUACCAGCCAGCCAGCAGCAGGUGGUGACUCAGAUCAUCCGGGGCCAACCUGUCUCCACAGCAGUUUCCAGUGCCAGCCCUGUACAGACCAGCGCAGGCCAGAGGAUGCUGGGUGCCGCCCCGUCCCCCCGUCCUGUCACCCCUGCCCCCGGGCAGUCCCCAUCACCAUCCACCCCCCAAGGCGGCCGACCACAGCAGGGCCAGGUCAAACUCACCCUGGCCCAGCUCACCCAGCUAACGCAGGGGGCACAGGGAGGGAACCAAGGUCUCACAGUAGUAAUCCAGGGACAGGGCCAGACCACAGGCCAGCUGCAGGUCAUCCCCCAGGGGGUGACAGUCAUCCCAGGCCCUGGGCAGCAGCUCAUGCAGGCUGCCAUGCCCAACGGCCAGGUGCAGCGCUUCCUCUUCACCCCAGGGGCAUCAGCCCCUGCCCCCACCCCCGCCACCACGGCCAGUGCUGCUGUCACCCCCGUCACAGCCACCACAACACCCUCAGUGCCAGCACUGUCUCUGCCUCCGGUUCAGACUCCCGCCACCUCUCAAGCACCGGCACCACCAGUCCAGCCUCCUCAACAGGCUAUCGCUCAUGUCCAGCCUCCUCAACAGGCUAUCGCUCAUGUCCAGCCUCCUCAACAGGCUAUCGCUCAUGUCCAGCCUCCUCAACAGGCUAUCGCUCAUGUCCAGCCUCCUCAACAGGCUAUCGCUCAUGUCCAGCCUCCUCAACAGGCUAUCGCUCAUGCCCAGCCUCCUCAACAGGCUAUCGCUCAUGCCCAGCCUCCUCAACAGGCUAUCGCUCAUGUCCAGCCUCCUCAACAGGCUAUCGCUCAUGUCCAGCCUCCUCAACAGGCUAUCGCUCAUGUCCAGCCUCCUCAACAGGCUAUCGCUCAUGUCCAGCCUCCUCAACAGGCUAUCGCUCAUGUCCAGCCUCCUCAACAGGCUAUCGCUCAUGUCCAGCCUCCUCAACAGGCUAUCGCUCAUGUCCAGCCUCCUCAACAGGCUAUCGCUCAUGUCCAGCCUCCUCAACAGGCUAUCGCUCCAGUCCAGCCUCCUCAACAGGCUAUCGCUCCAGUCCAGCCUCCUCAACAGGCUAUCGCUCCAGUCCAGCCUCCUCAACAUCCUAUCGCUGCAGUCCAGCCCCCUCAACAGGCUAUCGCUCCAGUCCAGCCUCCUCAACAGCCUAUCACUGCAGUCCAGCCCCCUGCCCUCGCUCCUGCCCCCCCUCCAGUGUCCACACAUCAGAUUCAACCCCCUCAGACUCAAGUCCACAUCCCCCUCCAGUCCCCCACUGCCUUACCCAUCCAGCAGAUAGCCCAGAUCCCAACCUCUCCACAACAGGUCCAUAUGAAGACUCUCUCGGUCUCACCCUCUGUCACCCAGGCCACAGUGAGGCCCAUCCAGGCCCAUGCUCAACUCCAGCCCCAGGUUUCGGCUCAGAUCAGGCCGCAGCAGCUGCAGCUCCACCACCAACACCAGCUGAUCACAGUGCCGGGGCUGCAGCAGCAGGUCCAGGUGCUGGGCACCAUCCAGACCCACGUGGCAGCCCAGCUCCAGGCCCAGCAGGGUGGGGCGGUGCCCCAGCAGAUCAAGCUGCAGCUGCCUAUCCAGAUCCAGCAGGCAGGAGGCCAGGGGCAGGCCCACCAGAUCCAGAACGUGGUGACCAUCCAGACGGCCAGCGUGCAGGACCACCUGCAGAGGAUCCAGCAGCUCAGAGAGCAGCAGCAGAAGAAGAAGCAGCAGGAGGCCAAAAGGGAGCAGAGCCUGCAGGCCUCCAGCCCCAGCGACAUCAUCCAGAAACAGGUGGUGAUGAAGCAGAAUGCUGUGAUAGAAAAUCUGAAACAGAGGAAGACCAUGACUCCAGCAGAGCGGGAGGAGAACCAGAGAAUAAUCGUCUGCAACCAGGUUAUGAAGUUCAUCCUGGACAAGAUCGACAAGGACGAGAAGCAGGCGGCUAAGAAGAGGAAGAAGGAGGAGUCUGUGGAGCAGAAACGCAGUAAGCAGAAUGCCACCAAGCUCUCGGCGCUGCUCUUCAAGCACAAAGAGCAGCUCAAGGCUGAGAUCCUGAAGAAGAGGGCUCUACUGGACAAGGAGCUGCAGCUGGAGGUUCAGGAGGAGCUGAGGAGGGACAUCAGCAGGCUGAGGAAGGAGAAGGAGAAGGCCCAAGUUGCAGCCUCUCAGGCAGCCGCUGCCGCAGCUGCAGCCCAGGUGGCCUCAUCCCUCUCCCCCACCAUGGCCUCGCCCUCCUCCGCCCACAAACGCAAGAGGGACGACGAGAGGGACUCGUCCUCCGCCAAGCCCAAGAAGAAGAAGAUGAUAUCCACUACCUCAAAGGAUCACAAGAAGGAAGUCAAGCUGUACUGUGUCUGUAAAACGCCCUAUGACGAGGCCAAGUUCUACAUUGGGUGCGACCUGUGCUCCAACUGGUUCCACGGUGCGUGUGUGGGCAUCACGGAGAAGGAGGCCAAGAAGAUGGACGACUACGUCUGUAACGGCUGCAAGCAGGGCCAGGACUCACAGGACUCAGAGGGCACCACGGAGGAGCUGUACUGCAUCUGCCGGACGCCAUAUGAUGAAACACAGUUUUACAUUGGCUGCGACCGUUGCCAGAACUGGUACCACGGGCGCUGUGUGGGCAUUCUGCAGAGUGAGGCCACCCACAUAGACGAGUACGUGUGCCCGCAGUGUCAAUCCACGGAGGACGCCAUGACGGUCCUCACACCGUUAACCGACAAGGACUACGAGGGUUUAAGAAGAAUCCUGCGCUCCUUACAGGCUCACAAAAUGGCGUGGCCGUUCCUUGAACCAGUAGAUCCCAACGAUGCUCCUGAUUAUUAUGGCGUUAUAAAGGAACCGAUGGACCUCUCCACAAUGGAAGACAGAUUACAGAAACGGUAUUACAACAAGCUCACUGAGUUUGUGGCGGACAUGACUAAAGUCUUUGACAACUGUCGCUACUACAACCCCAACGACUCCCCCUUCUUUCAGUGUGCCGAAGUUCUGGAGUCAUUCUUUGUACAGAAGCUCAAAGGUUUCAAAGCUAGCAGAUUGUGAUGUCAUAAGUCUGACGUUAUAGCUGGAGUCUGAGCUGGAUGCUGGGGUCUCUAGUAGUGAAUCAUGGAACUUGCUGUUUCAUAAACAGUGGAAAUUCUGUGUGAUUAUUUAAGAUUUAAAGAAAUAAACACACAAACACAAGUGUUCUGCUAUCAGUGAAUCAAACCAUGCUUAAAUGUACAUUUGCAAGUAUAGAAGCCAAAUUCCAAAGAUGCCUUCCGUGACAAUCACAAAAUGGCAGCCAUGUUGACACUUACAAAUCACGUUUUCAAGGGAUAUGAUUUUUCUCUAUUAUUUUAAACAUUUACUUAGAAAUGUUUAAAUAAGCUUCACCCAGAUAUGCAUUUUUUAAUUUCUAGUUAGUUAUUCUUGGAGAGGGAGAUAUAAAAACAACAUUUGGGACCACAUAUGUAAAGCUGUAUAUUUUAUUAUUAUAUAUUUAUCAAAUUAAGUUCCUCUCUUCCUCAUGGCCUUCUUUCAGCUAAUUUAAAUAUCAUGCAUUCGUAAUGAAUGGGUAUGAUUUUAAUAUAGUGCACAGGUUUGUAGGUAAAUAGCUUAACUACUGGUUGAUUUAUUAUUUGGAUGUUUUAAAUUUAGUGAUUCAAAAAAUAAGAUGAAUAUUGUAUGGUUUUUAAUCCUUUUGUGAAGGAUUAUUUUAUGGUUAAAACAGAGAGAGCCUAUGGUCAGAGGAAUUUAUAUAGACUUAAAAUAAUAAAUAAAAUGUCACGGCUUAACUAUAUUGGACCAAUGCCUUACUGCAUGAAGGUACCUCAGGAUGUAGACGUGAAACACCAUUUUCAUUGACUAAGUCAUUCCCAAUGAAUUAGGCCAGCAUGGCUGCGCUGUCUCCUUCCUGACCCCAUGGCAUCCAUUUUUUGUAUCACUGUUUUGUUGUUUGUUUUUUGUUCAUGUCAGUAUGUUUAAACUAUUCAUAAACAUUUUUAAAGGUUCUCAACUGUUCCCCUUUUCCACAUUCUAUAGGUCUCAUAACAACAAACUACAGACUUCGACCUCUUAGUAUAUACCACAUAUUUGAACAACAAAAAAAUGCACUGCGAGAAUUGGGUUAAAUUCUGAACAAUUAAUCCAUGUUGGGACCUGGCUCCUGUGCUUUGUCCACUCCUCUCCCUCCUCCUGGCACCACUACGCAGCCCCUAAAGGAAGACUCUCCCUCCUUCUGGCCCCACUACGCAGCCCCUAAAGACUCUCCCUGUAAGACCAGCAGCGCUGCUCCCACCGAACUGUCAGGUGGAGCUGCUGCCUGCCCACCUCUGCCACAUGGACAUUUGACAAGGGGUUAAAAUGGAGGGUUUGAAUAAAGGCAUUUCUGAAAAAGGUUACCUUGAAGAAAAUACUUUCUUUGGAGAUCUCACGUUUACUUGUUCGUUCUUCUUGAUUUGAUUCUUUGUUACCCCUCUAGCCAGUUGAAGAAAUUAAGAAAAGCUUCCAUGGCCAUGCCCAUAAAAAAUAAAAAAAACAUUUGACGCCUGUUUGAACGUUGAAAAAUGUUGAGCUGAGUUGCACUCAGUGUAUCAGAUUGCACAGUGCACUUAUGUGUGUCUAUCCCCUUUCAAUCACUUUAUUAGAGGUGGGUUGAAAGAUACAUCUCAUUGGGAAGGACUUGCUUGAGUUUGGACCUACUAGCUUUCUGGACACUAACAGUUUGAGUUUCAGUCAAGCUAUGCUGAAAGGAAUAAAGUAUUUGGUAUUAAUUGCCCAGCAGUAAUGACAUUGCUAAGGAUAAAAACACAUGUAUUUGAAGGUAUCCUGCCCUGUUUGUAAAACUUGUCAGAUUUUGAAUUUUUGUUUUUGUAUUACAGCUGAAGAGAUUGAUGUAUAUGAAACAUAAUAAAUGGAGAAGACUGAGCUCUCUUCCACAACUGAAA
This is a messenger RNA of Salmo salar (Atlantic salmon), 11562 nucleotides long. RefSeq names its product nucleosome-remodeling factor subunit BPTF. Gene Ontology annotation, cellular component: NURF complex. Lineage: Eukaryota; Metazoa; Chordata; Actinopteri; Salmoniformes; Salmonidae. Gene Ontology annotation, molecular function: RNA polymerase II cis-regulatory region sequence-specific DNA binding. Gene Ontology annotation, biological process: regulation of transcription by RNA polymerase II. The record is from RefSeq and is a predicted model, not a curated record.